AGGUUUCAGAAGAACAGUCUUCCAUAAUGAGAAUAUCUGACACACUGGCAGUUUUAUACCGAUACUCAGCGACGAAACUACGUUACCCACCAUGCAUUGUGAGGGAAGUGAGCACUGGCUCGUAAACUGCAUCUCGAGUUUCGCCCCCAAACAGAUCAGAGUCAACAAACUGGCCAUCUGGUGCUGCAGGCUGUUUAACAUUAAAGCAGUUGUGUUCUACAAGGUAACGGACAGAGACAACAGUGGUGUUACCAUGGUGACACAGGGUGAGAUGUAGUGUUCCUGUGCCCCCCCCCUCGCCCCCCCCCCCCAAGACACCCCGGUGAUGUGGCCGUGCCACCGCGACUUCCUGUCGCAAUACACACACCAUCACCUGGUGGCAUUCCUGCUUACCUUCUUCAGCUAUGUCCUGCUGCAUUCUUCCAGAAAGACCUUCAGCAACGUGAAGAUCAGCAUCUCUGCACAGUGGACCCCUUCAAUCCUUAACAGCACCUUACCCCCAUACUCCCCUGGAGAGACAUGGGAGGAGAACUGUUUGUUUUCAGACUCACAGGAGGCCACGCUGUUUCUUGGGGCUCUGGACACCAUCUUCCUUUUCUCCUAUGCAGUGGGUCUCUAUAUCAGUGGAGUGAUCGGGGACCGUCUGAACCUGCGAUAUGUGCUGUCCUUUGGUCUCUGUGGCUCAGCAGUAGUGGAGUUUGUGUUUGGGACCGUGACGGAGUGGAUGGCGUUCUAUAAUGUGUAUUUCUACUGUGGGCUGUGGGUGUUAAACGGCCUGCUGCAGUCGGCUGUCUGGCCCUGUGUGGUCACCGUCAUGGGCAACUGGUUCGGCAAGUCAGGGCGUGGCUUUGUGUUCGGCCUCUGGAGUGCGUGUGCUUCUGUGGGGAACAUCCUGGGUGCCUUCCUUGCCUCCAGUGUCCUCAAAUAUGGAUAUGAGUAUGUGUUCCUGGUGACGUCGGCGGUGCAGUUUGCAGGAGGGGUGGUCGUCUUCUUUGGCCUCCUCUCCUCUCCAAAGGAAGUAGGGCUGAGGAUAGAUUCUGAGACUGGUUUGCUUCCGGUGGAGAGGGACUCUGACAGCCAUCGUCCGCUGAUGAGUGAUGAGGAGGAAGAGGAGGAGGAAGAGGAGGAGGAGAGAGUGUGUGAUGCUCCGCCCACUCCCAUAGGUUUCCUGCAGGCCUUCUGUCUGCCUGGGGUCAUCCCGUAUUCUCUGGCGUAUGCCUGUCUGAAGCUGGUCAACUACUCCUUCUUCUUCUGGCUGCCAUUCUACCUGAGCUCUAACUUUGGGUGGCCCGAGGCGCAGGCCGACCGCCUGUCCAUCUGGUACGACGUGGGUGGCAUCAUAGGUGGUACGGUUCAGGGGCUGAUCUCUGAUGUGUUGGGGAAGAGAGCUCCUGUCAUAGCGCUCAGUCUCCUGAUGGCCAUGGGGGCGCUAGUGGGCUACAGCCAUUCUCCAAAUGACCAGGUGGUGAAUGCAGCCCUAUUGGCCACCACAGGUUUCUUCAUCGGCGGGCCGUCCAACAUGAUCUCCUCCGCCAUCUCGGCCGAUCUGGGCCGGCAGGACGCCCUGCAGGGGAGUCAGGAGGCUCUGGCCACCGUCACCGGCAUCGUGGACGGAACCGGCAGUCUUGGAGCCGCUGCUGGACAGUAUCUGGUCUCCCUGAUCGAGAGCAAGCUGAACUGGAUGUGUGUGUUCUACUUCUUUGUUCUCAUGACAGGGGGCAGUGUGGUGUUCAUCAUUCCUCUUCUGGUGGGUGAGCUGCGCUCCAUGUGUCGGAGCCGCACGCUGCAGACCCACCAGCUGUGAUGCCACUUCAGAUGCCACUUCAGAUGCCAGCUGUGCCACUCUCUCACGCCAUCUUCAUCUUCAGAUGCCAGCUGUGCCACUCUCACACGCCACUGCGGCCAUCUUCAUCUUCAGUGCCACGCUGGCCAAGAAGGAACUCAGUGCCACCAACGUGUCGCCACACGGAGCUGUGUGUCCGUACGGAACUGGGUGUGUGGCGUACGGAACUGUGUGUGUGGCGUACGGAACUGUGUGUGUGGCGUACGGAACUGUGUGUGUGGCGUACGGAACUGUGUUUUUAUUUGUGUACCACUAUGGGAAUGCCUUUCACAUGUUUGUCUUAUAAAAUGAUCUGUGUGUGUGUGUGUGUGUGUGUGUGUGUGUGUGCGUGCGUGCGUGCGUGCGUGCGUGCGUGCGUGCGUGCGUGCGUGCGUGCGUGUGCGUGCGUGUCUGACUAAAUGAUCUGUGCUUUUAGAUGUAUUCAUCUCUUCAGUGGCCUCUUCUGGGUUUUAUUCUGAUUGUGUUUUAAGCAGCCUGAUACACACUGGGAAUCUCACACACACACACACACACACACACACACACACACA
Clupea harengus (Atlantic herring) is the source of this 2373-nucleotide messenger RNA. RefSeq names its product solute carrier family 37 member 3 (gene slc37a3). Gene Ontology annotation, cellular component: endoplasmic reticulum membrane. Gene Ontology annotation, biological process: transmembrane transport. Lineage: Eukaryota; Metazoa; Chordata; Actinopteri; Clupeiformes; Clupeidae. The record is from RefSeq and is a predicted model, not a curated record. Gene Ontology annotation, molecular function: transmembrane transporter activity.